This is a messenger RNA of Pollicipes pollicipes, 3787 nucleotides long. RefSeq names its product cartilage oligomeric matrix protein. The transcript has 20 exons. The coding region runs from base 54 to 3164 and encodes 1036 amino acids. Gene Ontology annotation, molecular function: calcium ion binding. The record is from RefSeq and is a predicted model, not a curated record. Gene Ontology annotation, biological process: cell adhesion. NCBI's taxonomy places the organism in Eukaryota, Metazoa, Arthropoda, Thecostraca, Pollicipedomorpha, Pollicipedidae. Gene Ontology annotation, cellular component: extracellular region.
GUGCGGCCUCGGCGUUCACUGGGAGGGCAGCGCGGGCCGGCGAGCGUGGCGGCAUGGCGGCUCGACUGGUGCUGCUGAGCCUGCUGCUGGCCGGGGCCGGGCAGCCGAGCGGCGCCGUCCAGCCCGUCUACAGCAAAGUUUUGACUGAGGAGUUCCAGCGUGUUGUGGCACAACCAGAGUUCUUCCUGGUCUUCAGCAACAUCAAAUCGAGGCGAGUGGCGCAAGACCAGCUUCAUGUCCUGCUGGAGGUGGAGGUGACAGGGAGCCAACACAAGAUGGCUUUCAUUUUGGACAGGGCGAAGCAAAGAGUGACGCUGCGGACGACAGAGCACGGCCGGCUGCGCCGCCAGUGGUGGACCGUGCAGACCAUCAGGCGGCGCGGCGUCAUCCGCUCCCUAGUGCUGCACGUGCAGCAGCAGCAGCCGUCCGCCCGCGUCCACUUGUACGUGGACUGUGUGGACCAGGGCGCCGUCCACAUGCCGCUGUCGCUGCAGGGCAUGUACACGGAGGCCGCCGCCUCUACCGUCUCGGUGGUGGCCGGCCGGCGGCUGCAGGCACGCGUUUAUGACCAGACCUCGCUGGCGUCUGUGCUUUACGAGCACGGCUGCUCCGGCUGGAGACCGCAGUCGUUACAGGCCGCGCAGGACUCUCGAGAGAGGGACGAGCCGGCGAAGGACUUCGCGCGCACUGAUCCGGCCAUGCUGAAGGCCAUGUCGGAGAUGGUGGGGGCCAUCAAGGACCUGCGCUCGGCGCUCGACCGCCAGAGCGCGGAGGCCGUGCGGAUGCGUCAGACCAUGGAGCGCUGCCACGCCUGCAGACCCCAAAAUCUGCGGGAGACGUGCAGCACGCACCCCUGCUACCCGGGGGUCCGCUGCGUGGAAGAGCAGGGUCGCGUUCGGUGCGGCCCGUGCCCAGAAGGCAUGGUCGGAGAUGGCCGGCGUUGCCAGCCGCGGCCCAUCUGCAAGCCAGACACCUGUUACGAGGGUGUCGAGUGUCGCGACACGGCAGGUGGCGCCCGCUGCGGCCCCUGUCCGCCAGGGAUGACAGGAGAUGGCACCACCUGCACCGCGCUCAGGGGCUGCGUGUCGCGGCCCUGUUUCCCAGGCGUGCAGUGCGAGGACGUGGCGGACGCGCCCUUCUACCGCUGCGGCGCCUGCCCGCCUGGAUACGAGGGCGACGGUCGCCAGUGCACUGACGUCGACGAGUGCCGGCUGGCUCAGCCGUGCGACCCGCGCGUGCCGUGUCAAAACCUGGCCGGAGGCUACCGCUGCGGCCCCUGCCCGCCCGGACUGCAGGGCAGCGGCGGGAUGCAGGGCAAGGGCCUGGAGUUUGCGCGCCUGAACCAGCAGCGCUGUCACGACAUCAACGAGUGCGAGCAGGAGCGCUGCGUGCCCAACUCCGAGUGCAUCAACACGGACGGCUCGUACCGCUGCGGCGGCUGCAUCGAAGGCUUCGUCGGCAGUCAGGAGGAGGGCUGCAGCGAGCAUCCCGGCCUCUGCCCGGACGGCACACGGUGCGACGGCAACGCCCAAUGCUUCACCACCGACCGGCCCGGCAUCUACACCUGCAGGUGCAAUGUGGGCUGGGCAGGCAAUGGCCGGCUGUGCGCCCCCGAUACGGACCUGGACCGGUUCCCAGACGUCUCGCUGCCCUGCACCGACCCCACCUGCACCAAGGACAACUGCGUCGGAACACCAAACUCGGGCCAGGACGACACGGACGGAGACGGCACCGGGGACGCCUGCGAUGAGGACGCCGACGGCGACAACGUGCUCAACGUGCCGGACAACUGCCCGCUGGUUGGUAACGUGGACCAGCGUGACUCGGAGCCGGCCGGCGCCGACCGGCGGGGGGACGUCUGCGACAACUGUCCGACGGUGCCCAACCCCAACCAGGAGGACGCCGACGGCGACGGCCUUGGCGACGCCUGCGACCCCGACAUGGACAACGACAAGAUCCUGAACGAGGACGACAACUGCCCUUUGGUGGCGAACCCGGAGCAGCGCGACAUGGACCGCGACGGAAGGGGUGACGCCUGCGACAACUGUCCGGAGGCGGCCAACGCCGCACAGGAGGACCGCGACAUGGACCUGGUGGGAGACGUCUGCGACACGGACGACGACCCCGACUCGGAUGGCUUCCAGGUCGGCGCGGACAACUGCCCGGACGUCGCCAACGCCGACCAGCUGGACACGGACGGUGACGGCGUCGGCGACGCCUGCGACCAGGACGACGACGACGACGGCGUGCCCGACCCCAGCGACAACUGCCCGCUGGUCGCCAACUCCGACCAGCGGGACACCGACGGCGACGGCCGUGGCGACGUCUGCCAGGACGACAACGACGGCGACACCGUGCCCAACAUCAUGGAUAACUGUCCCAACAACUCGCGCAUCUUCGCCACCGACUUCCGGACGUACCAGACCGUCGUGCUUGAUCCGUUCGGGGAGUCGCAGAUCGACCCAAAGUGGGUCAUUUACAAUCAAGGCGCAGAGAUCGUGCAGACGAUGAACAGCGACCCUGGUCUGGCCGUCGGGUAUCACCGCUUCAGUGGACUGGACUUUGAGGGGACGUUCUUCAUCGACACAGAGAUCGACGACGACUACGUUGGUUUCGUAUUCAGCUACCAGGACAACGGCCGCUUUUACACAGUCAUGUGGAAGAAGAACACGCAGACGUACUGGCAGUCGUCGCCGUUCCGCGCCGUGGCCGAGCCGGGCGUGCAGCUCAAGGCCGUCAAAUCCGACACCGGCCCCGGCGUCAUGAUGAGGAACGCCCUCUGGCACACCGGCGACACAUUCAACCAGGUAAAGCUGCUAUGGAAAGACCCUCGAAACGUCGGCUGGAGACAGAAGACUGCCUACCGGUGGAGCUUGAUACACCGGCCCAAGAUCAAUCUCAUCCGACUUAGGAUGUACGAGGGCGAGGAUCUGGUGGCCGACUCUGGCAACAUAUUCGACGGCACUCUGAAGGGAGGAAGGAUAGGCGUGUUCAGCUUCUCGCAGGAGAUGAUCAUCUGGUCGGACCUGGUCUACAGAUGUAACGACCUGGUGCCCCAGGGGGUGUACGAUAGCUUGACGCCCGAGCAACAGGCGCUGGUGGACGUGGACCGCACGAACGUGCCGGUGCCGAGCGGACCGCUGGGGACCCUGCCGCCGUUCUAACCGGCCUCUCGCUGCCUGAAGGGAGGCCUGGGGGUCACUGGAGAAUCAGUGACGUCACGCCCCGGGUACAGCCAGGCAGCCGCCAGCCCCGUCACCACGCUGGACUGCCCACGAUGAUGUGUUCGUGCGUCGCGAUUUGCCUGGACUGUAAAGGUGUAAGGGCCGCUUGCUUGACACAUGAACCGAGUUGGGCAUAUGCAUAUGCGAUGCCAGAUAUAUGCAUAAGCGCGAUACAUAUGCAAGUUCUGUUUCUUUCUGCUUAGAUAAGUUGCUUUCACAAAGGCUGCGUAUCGGAAACACGGGUUAACAUUCGUUCUGGUUCAUUGUUAGCACGCUUAAGGCUUACGUUUUGCGCCGCACUGCACCAUCCCAGAAUGUCACAUGUUUGUUAUAGACUUGUCAUGUGUUGAGCAACUAAUGGGCAUCACCAUUAGUUUUGUCUUGCUAUUUAAAACUUGUAACUGACGAGUUCAUCAGUGAUACUUUCUCAUCUCGUUAAAGGGCAUCCAAUUUUUCAACAUCGAAAACUGGCCAAAGAAGAUACAUAAUUUUCAACAUGUUCUGUUUCCUAUGCACAUUAAGGCUGCAAAGUUGCAACCAGUGUUAACAAAUAAAUAUUUUCA